Messenger RNA from Monopterus albus (swamp eel), 4463 nucleotides. Its product is annotated as zinc finger SWIM domain-containing protein 6-like. The coding region runs from base 396 to 3794 and encodes 1132 amino acids. Gene Ontology annotation, molecular function: zinc ion binding. Gene Ontology annotation, cellular component: Cul2-RING ubiquitin ligase complex. The transcript has 14 exons. The record is from RefSeq and is a predicted model, not a curated record. Lineage: Eukaryota; Metazoa; Chordata; Actinopteri; Synbranchiformes; Synbranchidae.
UCGGCACACAGUUCAGUCCGGCUUCUCCGGUCUGACACCAGACAAAGCCUCGUCUCUCCGUCGGUAAUAAACGUAAACGAACACCGUUACAAACACAGCCUGGAAGAGAAGACGGUCGUUACUAGGACUCCUAGGUUUCUAACGCUCUUUAGUCGGGUUUUGAGCAGCCGUGUGGGAAUUCCGCCCUCACGGAGCUAACCGGACAGACCCCGCCUUCGCUUCAUUUGUCAACAAAGGGGUUUGACAAGCUCGGAGAAGCCCAGCCUCCAUGUUGCCUUAAAAGGAUAAUUUGGCCAUCCACGGCCAACAAUCAGACCGAGGGGAACCUUUUUCUUCUCUCCGUGCCGUUCAUAUGGUGCGUUGACGUCCUCCGUCGCCCUUAGAGUGGAGUUAUCAUGGCGGAGCGUGUGCAGCAGCCCCCGGCCAAGCGGCUCUGCAGUAGACCGGGCUACAGCGCGACAUAUAGGCAAGGCCAGCGGGCCGCGGGGGCGCCGUGUGGCGGCUCGGCUGCUACCCAGGGCGGAUCGAGCAAAACCCUGAGCCCGGAGUCUCUCCUCGAUAUCGCGGCGAGGAAAGUGGCGGAGAAGUGGCCGUUUCAAAGGGUAGAGGAGCGUUUCGAGCGGAUCCCGGAACCCGUUCAGAGGCGGAUCGUGUACUGGUCUUUCCCGAGGAGCGAGCGGGAGAUCUGUAUGUACUCGUCGUUCAACACCGGCGGGGAGGAGAUGGGAAGUAGCGGGGAAAGCAGCGACGAGACGCGGCUGCCUUUCCGACGGGGCAUCGGUCUGCUGGAGAGCGGCUGCGUGGACAACGUAUUGCAAGUCGGGUUUCACCUCAGUGGCACAGUAAGAGAACCUGCCACUUCCCCAGAGCCUGAGCUCAUCUGCAACGUCAGUGUCAGUUUCGACCGCUGCAAAAUCACAGCGGUAACAUGCAGCUGUGGCAACAAGGACAUUUUCUACUGCGCCCACGUCGUAGCACUCUCGCUGUACAGAGUACGGAAGCCCGAGCAGGUCAAACUGCGCCUGCCCAUCUCAGAGACUCUUUUCCAGAUGAACAGAGAUCAGCUGCAGAAGUUUGUUCAGUACCUGAUCACAGUGCAUCACACCGAGGUGCUGCCGACAGCUCAGAAACUGGCAGAUGAAAUACUGUCGCAGAACUCUGAGAUCAACCAGCUCCAUGGAGCUCCAGAUCCGACGGCAGGGGCCAGCGUGGACGAUGAGAACUGCUGGCAUCUGGAUGAGGAGCAAGUUCAAGAGCAGGUCAAGCUCUUUCUCUCCCAGGGCGGGUACCAUGGCUCGGGAAAGCAGCUCAACUUACUGUUCAGCAAGGUGAGAGAGAUGCUGAAGAUGAGGGACUCCAAUGGAGCUCGCAUGUUAACGCUGAUCACAGAGCAGUUCAUGGGUGACCCCAGGCUGGCGCUGUGGAGGCAACAGGGCACCACCAUGACAGACAAGUACAGGCAGCUGUGGGAUGAACUAGGGGCCCUGUGGAUGUGCAUUGUGCUGAACCCCCACUGUAAACCCGAGCAGAAAGGUUUCUGGCUUCGACAGCUUCGCAGGUGGAACGGCGUGGACAUUUGUCCCUUGGAGGACGGUAACCAUGGCAGCGAGCUGACCAAUCUGACAAACGCUCUGCCGCAGGGUCCUCCUGGCAACCCAGAUUCACUGACCCGGCCUCACCGCACCGUGUUCACUCGAGCAAUCGAGGCCUGUGAUCUGCACUGGCAGGACCCCCACCUACAGCACAUCAUCACCGAGGACCACUACACCAACUACUGUUACCAUGAUAACCUCGACAGUUCCCUCUUUGACACCCGAGGGUGGCCCCUGUGGCACGAGCACGUCCCUACAGCGUGUGCUCGAGUAGACGCCCUCAGGUCACACGGUUACCCCAAGGAAGCACUCAGGCUGGCCAUCGCCAUAGUCAACACGCUGAGGAGGCAGCAGCAGAAACAGCUGGAGUUCUUCCGCACACACAAAAAAGAGCUGCUCCAUAAAGGCAUUACAUCAGUCACCAACCUGGAGGGCUGGGUGGGUCACCCUCUGGACCCCAUCGGCACACUGUUCGGAACGCUGAUGGAGACGGGGCGGGGCAGUGAGGACGGAGCCACGGCCCUGCUCGACUUCUCAGGCUCGUUGGCCUCAGGCAAGAGGACGGAACAUGUGGUUUUCCCAGUGCAGCAUUUCCUGGAGGAUGGAGAGUCGUUCUUGUCGCUGGCUGUAGAGACAGCUCUGAUUGGUUUAGGGCAGCAGAGGAUGAUGCCAGAUGGCCUCUAUGCCCAGGAAAAGGUGUGUCGCAACGAAGAACAGGUACUGGCCAAGCUUCAAGAAGUCGAGUUAGACGACUCUUUGGUGAAGAUCUUCCGGAAACAAGCGGUUUUCCUGCUAGAGGCUGGUCCUUACAGUGGUCUGGGAGAGUUACUCUACAGGGAAAGUGUCCCCAUGCACACUUUUGCCAAGUAUCUCUUCACCUCCCUGCUACCUCACGACACCGAACUGGCGUACAAAAUUGCACUGAGGGCCAUGAGGCUGCCCGUCCUCGAGUCCACGGCCGCCUCCGGCGACUUGUCACGGCCUCAACAUUUGGUGUCUCUGGUGCCCAACCGUUUCCCUCGCUGGUUCACCCUGAGCCACAUCGAGACCCAGCAGUGUGAACUGGCGUCCACCAUGCUCACCGCUGCUAAAGGCGAUGCACGAAAGCUAGAAACGGUGUUAGAGUCCAUCCAGAAGAAUAUCCACUCCUCAUCCCACAUCUUCAAACUGGCCCAGGAUGCCUUCAAAAUCGCCACUCUCAUGGACAGUCUGCCGGACAUCACGCUGCUCAAGGUCUCCCUGGAGCUGGGCCUUCAGGUGAUGAGAAUGACCCUGUCCACCUUGAACUGGAGGAGAAGGGAGAUGGUGCGAUGGCUCGUCACUUGUGCUACUGAAGUUGGUGUGUUCGCACUGGACAGCAUCAUGCAGAGCUGGUUCACCCUCUUCACCCCCACCGAAGCCACAAGCAUCGUGGCUAGCACAGUCAUGUCCAACAGCACCAUAGUCCGUCUGCAUUUGGACUGCCAUCAGCAGGAGAACCUGGCCAACUCUGCCCACACCCUGGCCCUGCAGUGUGCCAUGAAGGACCCCCAGAACUGUGCCCUCUCUGCUCUGACGCUCUGUGAGAAGGACCACAUUGCCUUUGAGACAGCCUAUCAGAUAGUACUGGACGCAGCCGCUACAGGAAUGAACUACACACAGCUGUUUACCAUAGCACACUACAUGGAGCACCGGGGUUAUCCAAUGAGGGCAUACAAACUGGCAACGUUAGCCAUGACUCACUUGAAUCUCAGCUACAACCAAGACACACACCCGGCCAUCAACGACGUGCUCUGGGCGUGCGCACUCAGCCACUCGCUGGGGAAAAACGAACUGGCAGCAGUCAUCCCCCUGGUGGUGAAGAGCGUGAAGUGUGCCACGGUCUUGUCGGACAUUUUGCGACGAUGCACCUUGUCAACGCCGGGCAUGGUGGCGCUACACAGUCGCAGGAACUCUGGGAAGCUGAUGUCUCUGGACAAGGCUCCGCUCAGGCAGCUACUGGAUGCCACGAUCGGGGCCUACAUCAACACGGCGCACUCUCGGCUGACGCACAUCAGUCCACGCCACUACAGUGAGUUCAUCGAGUUCCUCGCCAAAGCCAGAGAGACGUUUCUUCUGGCGCACGACGGACAUAUCCAGUUCACACAGUUCAUAGACAACCUGAAACAGAUAUACAAGGGCAAGAAGAAACUCAUGAUGUUCGUUCGAGAGAAAUUUGGUUGAAAGGGGAUUAAUUAAAAGACCAAAUCGCCAUUUUUAUACUUGAGUUUCCUUUGUUAUCCUUCCUAACUUGAAGUGAAAAUUUAGAUCUGAUGGGUCUAAUGUGAUGAACGGAGAGGGGUGUAAUUACAGGCAAGGACAUUUUAAAAAGCAGCACUGAUGAGAAAAGUAAAUCUUCCACACUGACUGAGCCCCAAACGCUAUUCACAUAAUAAAACAUCUCAAACAAAUCCUCACUCUCCACUCACUUUGUUGGAGGAAUCUGACAAUUCAGCCUUUUUACAAAAAACUAAAAAAAAAAAAAUGCCUGAAAGCAGCUGUGUGGUAAGAUGAGGUACCAACAAAGCUAAGAAACACCUGAAACCGUAUGAGGAUGGAAAUGAGCCAUCAGCAGUUACAAUGGGGAAACAGGGAUCCUCCUACUUGCUGUGUCUGGAGCAGCAGUAGCUUGCUAACACAGCAUGAGUGUUACAAUUUAUUUAUUUCCAAAAAUAGAGGUAGAUCUCAGAGGGAAGCUGGGCUGCACCUGAUAUUUAACAUAGCAGUGGGACAAGUUAGCUGCGUAUGCAAGCAGAUCCCUGCCAUAAAUUUAGAGGGCGCUCUAACCACAUUGCAACUCAGCAUUUGAGAGCACGCAGAUUUCUCCACUGGGGUUUGUGUGAAAGUCUUCCG